AUGCGCUUCUCUCUCAACUUUGUCCUUCUUGGGGCUGCCUCUGUGACCAACGCCUUGAUCUCUCCCAGCCAACUCAUCCGCGGCAUCGACGACCUCGUCCACAAAACAGAGGACCUCAUCAAGCCCGCUGGCCAGCUUUCCAUCUCCAACGCACCCCAGCUAAUCCUUGGCUCUGGUCCCUUCUUUGCAAGUCCCACCAUAGCUGUGCAUGAUAUGUUUCUAACAGAAGGAACAUUCGACGGCAAGGAUGGUGACCAAAUCGUUGCUUCGGUCAAGAAGCUAUCCAACACUUUCAGCGACCUUCUGGAUGCAUUCCUCGACAAAGUCAACAUCUUUGGCGAAAUCCCCUUUGUCGACGCUCCCUUCCGCCUCGCCAUUGCCCUAACCAAGCGUGCCUUUGAAGAUUUCACCGGCAACAUCAUCAACUCUCUCAGCGGAUCGCAGGCCAACGACGCGCGUAGCUCCGUUCAAGGCGUCGAUGAAAAGUUCACCAGAACUAUCAUCAUCACCGAGGAUUGA
Fusarium vanettenii 77-13-4 is the source of this 519-nucleotide messenger RNA. RefSeq lists its product as uncharacterized. The coding region runs from base 1 to 519 and encodes 172 amino acids. The transcript has 4 exons. NCBI's taxonomy places the organism in Eukaryota, Fungi, Ascomycota, Sordariomycetes, Hypocreales, Nectriaceae. The record is from RefSeq and is a predicted model, not a curated record.